Messenger RNA from Serendipita indica DSM 11827, 1017 nucleotides. Lineage: Eukaryota; Fungi; Basidiomycota; Agaricomycetes; Sebacinales; Serendipitaceae. The record is from the annotation of a GenBank genome assembly.
AUGACGACCAUCACCGACGAGGAACUUUAUCUCAAUGCAGAAGUUUUAAAGGAUAAAGUUGUUUUGAUCACUGGCGGGUCGAGCGGAGUUGGCCAGGCAACAGCUAUAGCAUUUGCAUCGUAUGGUGCAAAGGUCAUUAUUGGUGACAUUGAUGUCGCCGGUGCGAAACAUACCAUUCGCGAAUGUUUGCGUGUUGGUGGAACAAUUGGGUCCGAUGCAAUGGUACAGAAAUGCGACGUAACCUCAUGGGAAGAACAGGUUGCACUGUUCGACGCAGGCUACAAAAAAUAUGGUCGCAUCGACUUUGUCGUCCCCAACGCUGGGGUCGGCGGACCGCCAGACGGACCUCUCGCACUUACCAAAAGGACAAAGGACAUUCCUGCCAAGCCUGACACACGGACAAUCGAUAUCAACCUAACUGGCGUGAUAUACACGGUCAGACUGGGGCAGCACUAUCUUAUGAAGAAUAAAGAAAAGCCGUUGGGCCCUAUGGCGAUCAUUUUUGUGAGUUCCAUGGCCGGUAAUAACGGACUUCCUCGCGGUGAGAUAUACUCCGCGACCAAACACGGCAUCGUAGCUCUCUGUCGGAGUCUCACCGAAGACUACCGCGGGCAUGGAAUCCGUACAGCCGUAGUCUGCCCCUGGUUCAUCGAUACACCCAUUCUCAAGACUGCGAGCAGGGUCGCAUUAGCAGGUAUCCCACUCACUCCCGUCCACCGCGUCGCUGGUGCUAUUGUCUGUGCGGCGACGGAUCCGAAUUGGGAGACGAGUGGUGCUUCGUACAACCUACCUGACGACGGACUCGUUAUGCGUACAGAGCGUCAUGAGUUGACCGUUGGCGUGUACAAACUGUUGACGGAUAGAAUCAACGGUUUGAUCAAAGUGCAAACUACUGCGAACCAUUACAAGAACGUCGUAUCCGACUUGUUCAUGCUGGCUGCCCCUCACUUGACAGUCGUCGCUUUUGUCUUGCCGAUCCUCGCGUACUGGCUAUUCACCCGAUGGAUGAACAGUUAG